Molecule: messenger RNA, 366 nt
Organism: Trypanosoma rangeli
Lineage: Eukaryota; Euglenozoa; Kinetoplastea; Trypanosomatida; Trypanosomatidae
Exons: 1
Coding region: 1-366 (121 amino acids)
Source: RefSeq, a predicted model, not a curated record
AUGGGGUGGCGCACCUGGGUUGCUGGAAGCAGAGCACGCUUUGGCGGCUCCCGCGGUAUACGCGGAAUGCGCACCAGGCUACAACAGCAGUGCCACUGGAGAAUCAAUAUGCCCCUUGCUGGCGCAGAACGGCAGAAAACAUGGAAGGACACCUGCCGUCCAACCCGUGCGGAAAGGCAUAUGUUCGCGGGGCGCGCUCUGCAAAUGCGCGGCCACAGCGCUCGGCCCCGUGCUGCCACCAAGCUCUUCUCCACCAAGGGCGCCCGCCCCAACCUAAGUGCGGCGUGCGGCGCACGGUUGGAAUCAUGCCCGGAUUUGUUUAUUCACGGGCAGUGGAAACACCCCGAAAAAACAAAGUAUUGGUAG